Toxotes jaculatrix (banded archerfish) is the source of this 1558-nucleotide messenger RNA. RefSeq names its product tumor protein p53 inducible protein 3 (gene tp53i3). The transcript has 7 exons. Bases 121 to 1224 code for a protein of 367 amino acids. Lineage: Eukaryota; Metazoa; Chordata; Actinopteri; Toxotidae. The record is from RefSeq and is a predicted model, not a curated record. Gene Ontology annotation, molecular function: quinone reductase (NADPH) activity; NADPH binding; quinone binding.
GCGCCAAACUGAAGCUGCUCUGGAUGAUGGCAAAGCAAAACUUCCCAAAAACUCACUCAGUCGUCUCUGAGUGCAUGAACUGUUGACAGCUCUGCUUGUUUCUGCUGCUGGAACUAUCAAAUGCAUCAAAUCCUACACUCUGGAAGAUUUUUACUGGGAAACACCCACCAGACGGCCUGGCGCAAGUGUUGCUCGAGUUUUUCCAAGAUGAUGCAGGCAGUGUGUGUUGACGUACCAGGAGGACCAGAGAAUUUGCUGCUGCGGACGAUCCCCAGACCUCAACCUAAAGAUGGAGAAGUCCUGAUUAAAGUUCAUGCAACUGCCCUCAACAGGGCAGAUUUAUUACAGCGACGAGGACUGUACCCACCUCCCCCAGGUGAGACUGAUAUCAUAGGCCUGGAGGUUGCUGGGACUGUAGAUAGUCUGGGUCCUCGGUUGAAAAGAGGCUGGAAGCCAGAUGACCGGGUCAUGGCCUUGCUCAGUGGAGGAGGAUAUGCAGAAUAUGUUUCAGUGCCUGAAGAGCUUCUCAUGCUGGUUCCCACUAAUCUCACACUGUGCCAGGCUGCUGCGAUCCCAGAGGCCUGGCUCACUGCUUUUCAGCUGCUGGCUCUCAUAGCUCAGGUGAAGGAAGGUGAGGUGGUGCUGGUUCAUGCUGGUGCCAGCGGAGUCGGAACAGCUGCUGUUCAGCUGGUUCGUCUGUUUGGUGCCGUGCCCAUCGUUACUGCGGGGAGCCCAGAGAAGCUAAAGAUGGCUGAGGAACUGGGAGCCGCAGCUGGGUUUAACUACAAAGAGGAAAGCUUCGCACAGGGAGUUCAUGACUUUACAGGAGGUAAGGGAGCAGACGUCAUCCUUGACUGCAUUGGUGGAUGUAACUGGGAGCAAAAUGUGAACUGCUUAGCCACUGAUGGCAGGUGGGUGCUGUACGGCACCAUGGGUGGCAGGGCAGUAGAGGGAGAUCUUCUGGGCAAACUGCUCUCCAAGCGCGGACACUUGCUCAGCAGCCUCCUCCGCUCCCGCAGCCUUCAGUACAAAGCCGACCUGGUCAGCGCGUUUUCAGGCAGAGCUUUACCGCAUUUCUCAGACCAGGCAGUUUCCUUGAGGCCAGUGAUUGACAGCACAUUCAACCUGGAGGACAUCGCUGAGGCUCAUAGGCACAUGGAGGCCAAUAAGAACACGGGGAAGAUUAUCAUCAAUGUGAUUCCACAGAAACAGGAAACUCAGUGAUAAACAGCUGCAGUGACAUUAACAGAAUCUUACAAGACAGUGUUAUUGAAAAACAAUUGUUGAUCAUGAUUUUAAAUGUGCAUCAUGCACCAACAGUGCGAAGGUGCUAUCUUUGCAGUUAUGCAUUUUUUGUGCAGUAUUUGUGCAGUUUCUUCUGUGGUGCCAUUAUAGCGACAACUGAUUCAGGAUGACCCAUUUCUAAAUGUUUAUAACUGGUAUUGCUUUCAUGCUGGAGAUAGAGAAAGGCCUCCUGCCACAGCAGAUCUACACACAGAGUAAUGUGGUUAGUACAGACUGAGUAUGAUGGCCAAACCUUUGCACCACCACAGUUACU